UGUGCAGGUCUCUGCUUUCUACGCCGACACCCGGACACCUUUUCAGUAUGACAGGAUGCUGGCGCCAAGGACCAGCCAGUGCCAGGACUUCCUCUGCGGGACGCUGCAGUCUCCAAACAUGUCGCCCGUCACCCAGUCUCAGCCUGUGCAGAGCCGCAUCCCACCGGUGCUGUCCAGCAUCAUCCCCGUCCCCAGGCACAGGCUGGAUGAGGCAAUUGCAGCAGCCGCGCUCACUAGCUUGUCCUCGGGUCCCAUGAUGCUGGGAGCAGGUACAGGACGUUUUGGCGAGGCCUGUGCGGUGAGCUCCAUCCUCACGUAUAGCUCCAGCGCUUCCAACGGCUGCGACUAUUACACCUCCUUCGCUUCCAUGCCGUCUCCUCCUCAGCAUGCCCCCUUGUCUACCCAUUCUGACGCUGGCCUUGAGGAUUCCGACACCACCCACUUCCUGUUUGGGGACCCAACUCCCCGCAAGAGAAAGAAUUCCGGGCGUCUCAUGUUCCGCUGCCUGUGGAAGAAUUGUGGGAAAGUUCUCAGCACGUCUACGGCCAUCCAGAAGCACAUCCGGGCGGUGCACUUGGGCCGAUGCGGCGAGCAGGUCCACACCGAUGGCGAGGAGGACUUUUACUACACAGAGAUGGAUGUAAAUGUGGACACACUGACAGACGGACUGUCCAGCUUGACUCCCACCUCACCCACCACCACUGGCCCCCCACGCUUCCUCUGUCCAGGGUCCCUCGGAGCAGCUAACAGCACAGAGCUGCCCCUGAUCUCCCCACUUAGCCUAUCGGCACCUAGCACACUGUGCCACGUGCACACUGACCAUGCCUACCAGGCUCCCUCUCCCAUCAACGUUUCUGUGACAUCCAAGGUGAGCCUGUCCUGGCAGCCUCCGCCACUGCUCAUCAAGGCACCUCCAGUCCGCCCAACGCUGAGUAUGGUAGAUAGGAGGCCGCAGAUCCUGACCGCUUCUCCCAAUCCCAAGCCAAUGACCGGAACACGGAAGCCACGAGGGGAAGCCAAGAAAUGCCGCAAGGUGUACGGGAUGGAGCGCAAGGAGAUGUGGUGCACCGCCUGCCGCUGGAAGAAGGCCUGCCAAAGGUUCAUAGACUGACGCGUACAAUCACCUCAACCCGCCCCCAGGGGGGCGCACCCGAGCUGCCUCGGCUCUGUUCCCAGCAAGAAUUUGUUUCAGGACACUUGUGAUACAGCUGAUAUUUUUAUAAAUGGAUUGUAUUUUUGUUUUCUACGGUCUGGAGCUGCACACAGGAGACGGUCAUUGCUUGAGGAGCCCUCUUCAGGUAGCAGCAGAUUCCUGAGGUUCCUGCUACUGAACUGUUGGU
Nanorana parkeri is the source of this 1340-nucleotide messenger RNA. Its product is annotated as zinc finger protein 704-like. Gene Ontology annotation, molecular function: RNA polymerase II cis-regulatory region sequence-specific DNA binding; DNA-binding transcription factor activity. The record is from RefSeq and is a predicted model, not a curated record. Gene Ontology annotation, biological process: regulation of transcription by RNA polymerase II. Lineage: Eukaryota; Metazoa; Chordata; Amphibia; Anura; Dicroglossidae. Gene Ontology annotation, cellular component: nucleus. The transcript has 8 exons. Bases 56 to 1111 code for a protein of 351 amino acids.